This is a messenger RNA of Melanotaenia boesemani (Boeseman's rainbowfish), 3446 nucleotides long. RefSeq names its product ATPase sarcoplasmic/endoplasmic reticulum Ca2+ transporting 1 (gene atp2a1). The record is from RefSeq and is a predicted model, not a curated record. Gene Ontology annotation, cellular component: membrane. Bases 136 to 3120 code for a protein of 994 amino acids. NCBI's taxonomy places the organism in Eukaryota, Metazoa, Chordata, Actinopteri, Atheriniformes, Melanotaeniidae. Gene Ontology annotation, molecular function: P-type calcium transporter activity; ATP hydrolysis activity; ATP binding. The transcript is spliced from 26 exons. Gene Ontology annotation, biological process: calcium ion transmembrane transport; intracellular calcium ion homeostasis.
UGCACUUUCUGUCAGUCCAGGGCUCCGAGAGGAGAGCAACAGCCCAGAGAGAGCACGAGUGUGAACCCGGGGGGGGUUGCCAGUUUUUGAUCCAAAUCCCACUCUUCAAGAAAGUGCCUCUCCGUUUCAGUGAAGAUGGAGAACGCACACAUCAAAGAGUCGCCCGAUGUUCUGGCCUACUUUGGGGUCACUGAAGACACCGGCCUGUCACCUGAACAGGUGAAGAAGAACCUGGACAAGUAUGGCUUCAAUGAGCUGCCAGCAGAAGAAGGAAAGAGUAUCUGGGAGUUGGUGGUGGAGCAGUUUGAGGACCUGUUGGUCAGAAUCCUGCUGCUGGCUGCCUGCAUCUCCUUUGUGCUGGCUUGGUUUGAGGAAGGUGAAGAAACAGUCACUGCCUUUGUUGAGCCCUUCGUCAUCCUCCUCAUCCUCAUCGCAAACGCCAUCGUUGGGGUGUGGCAGGAGCGCAAUGCCGAAAGUGCCAUUGAGGCCCUGAAGGAGUAUGAGCCUGAGAUGGGGAAAGUUUACCGGGCGGACAGAAAGAGUGUGCAGAGAAUCAAGGCCAGGGAGAUUGUUCCUGGUGAUGUGGUGGAGGUUUCUGUUGGUGACAAAGUGCCAGCUGACAUUAGGAUCAUCUCCAUCAAGUCUACCACUCUGCGUGUGGACCAGUCUAUUCUUACUGGCGAGUCUGUCAGUGUGAUCAAGCACACUGAUGCUGUCCCAGACCCCCGAGCUGUCAACCAGGACAAGAAGAACAUGCUGUUCUCUGGCACAAACAUUGCCGCUGGUAAAGCCACCGGCAUCGCUGUUGCAACUGGUGUCUCCACUGAGAUUGGAAAGAUCCGUGACCAGAUGGCAGCCACCGAACAGGAGAAGACCCCUCUGCAGCAGAAACUGGAUGAGUUUGGAGAGCAGCUGUCUAAGGUCAUUUCCCUGAUUUGUGUUGCUGUGUGGAUAAUCAACAUUGGCCAUUUCAAUGACCCCGUCCAUGGGGGAUCCUGGAUCCGCGGUGCCAUCUACUAUUUCAAGAUUGCUGUGGCUUUGGCUGUGGCUGCCAUCCCUGAAGGCCUACCCGCUGUCAUCACCACAUGCUUGGCACUGGGGACACGUCGUAUGGCCAAGAAGAACGCCAUUGUCAGAAGCCUGCCCUCUGUGGAGACCCUGGGCUGUACCUCUGUCAUCUGUUCUGACAAGACUGGUACCCUCACUACCAACCAGAUGUGUGUAACCAAGAUGUUCAUCGUUGAUAAAGUCGAUGGAGACAGCGUCACCCUUGGUCAGUUUGAUAUUUCAGGCUCAAAGUACACCCCUGAGGGAGAAGUAACAAGGAAUGGUGGGCUUGUGAAGUGCGGACAGUUUGAUGGAUUAGUUGAGCUAGCAACCAUCUGUGCUCUGUGCAACGACUCAUCUCUGGACUACAACGAGUCCAAGGGUAUUUAUGAAAAAGUGGGCGAAGCUACAGAGACAGCACUGUCCUGUUUGGUGGAGAAGAUGAACGUGUUCAACACGGAAGUGCGUGGCCUCUCCAAAGUGGAAAGGGCAAAUGCUUGCUGUUCUGUCAUCAAGCAGCUGAUGAAGAAGGAGUUUACCCUGGAGUUCUCCAGAGACAGAAAGUCCAUGUCAGUUUACUGCUCACCUGCAAAGACAGCCAAAGCUCCUGUGGGAAAUAAGAUGUUUGUCAAAGGUGCCCCAGAGGGUGUGAUUGAUCGCUGCACUUAUGUUCGUGUGGGCACCAACCGUGUACCACUGACUGGCCCAGUCAAAGAGCACAUCAUGUCAGUCAUCAAAGAAUGGGGCACUGGGCGUGACACCCUCCGCUGUCUGGCACUCGCCACCCGUGACACACCUCUGAGGAAGGAGGAGAUGAACCUGGAGGACUCUACUCAGUUUGCAGACUAUGAGACUGAUUUGACCUUUGUAGGCUGUGUUGGGAUGCUUGACCCUCCUCGCAAGGAGGUCAUGAGCUCCAUUGAGCUGUGCAAGGCUGCUGGCAUCCGUGUCAUCAUGAUCACAGGUGACAACAAGGGUACAGCUGUGGCCAUCUGCCGUCGCAUUGGUAUCUUCUCUGAAGAAGAGGACGUCACUGGCAAAGCCUUCACUGGACGAGAGUUUGAUGAUCUUUCUCCAUAUGAGCAGAAGAACGCCGUCCGAAAGGCUUGCUGCUUCGCCAGAGUGGAGCCAUCCCACAAGUCUAAGAUUGUUGAGUUCCUGCAGGGCUUUGAUGAGAUUACUGCCAUGACCGGUGACGGAGUGAACGAUGCCCCUGCCUUGAAGAAGGCGGAGAUCGGCAUCGCCAUGGGCUCUGGCACUGCCGUUGCCAAGUCUGCCUCUGAGAUGGUCCUGGCUGACGACAACUUCUCUUCUAUUGUGUCUGCUGUUGAGGAGGGCAGAGCCAUCUACAACAACAUGAAGCAGUUCAUCCGCUACCUCAUCUCCUCCAAUGUAGGCGAGGUCGUCUGCAUCUUCCUGACUGCUGCUCUGGGUCUGCCUGAAGCUCUGAUUCCCGUCCAGCUUCUCUGGGUCAACCUUGUCACUGACGGUCUGCCCGCCACCGCGCUGGGCUUCAACCCGCCUGACCUGGACAUCAUGGGCAAAGCCCCCCGUUCCCCCAAAGAGCCCCUCAUCUCUGGCUGGCUCUUUUUCAGAUAUCUGGCGAUUGGAGGUUAUGUUGGUGCUGCAACAGUCGCAGCAGCUGCCUGGUGGUUCUUGUACUGUGAUGAAGGCCCCAUGGUCACAUUCUACCAGCUGUCGCACUUCAUGCAGUGCAGCGAGGAUAACGAAGACUUUGCUGGCAUCCGCUGUGAGGUGUUUGAGUCUGCGCCACCAAUGACCAUGGCUCUGUCUGUGCUGGUCACCAUCGAGAUGUGCAACGCUCUCAACAGCUUGUCUGAGAACCAGUCCUUGGUGCGUAUGCCCCCCUGGAGCAAUUGUUGGCUGAUGGGCGCCAUGAGCCUCUCCAUGUCUCUUCAUUUUAUGAUCAUCUACGUCGACCCCCUGCCCAUGAUUUUCAAGCUUACUCAUUUGAAUGUGGAGCAGUGGAUGAUGGUGCUAAAACUUUCCUUCCCAGUCAUCCUUAUUGAUGAGCUUCUUAAGUUUGUCGCUCGCACAUACCUGGAGGUCUAAACCUGUUUCACCUCCUCCAUACCCCUGUAACAAGGUAAAGUCUAACGGCCAGCUCUGUCGAUGAGAGUCAGAAGCAAAGAGAGCACUAAGACAGAGGACAAAGAGAGGCGGCAGAGCGCUCCGACUGAAUGAGAGCGCACAAAAAUCACUUAAUCAAAAUGCCAAAUGGCAAGUAAAUAAAAAAAGACCCAUAAGCCAUCUGAAAAUACACCAAAAAAAAGCUGAAAAAUAUUUUUUCUGUGUAUGUACUGAAAAUAAUAUAUAGUUACGGGAUAUUAAAGCUUUUCUGUUUAUUCUGUUCUUGAAGAAUAAAGUUAUGUAUUAAA